GAAGCGACUCGAGAGUUCAGUUCAGUGCACACAGCGCGUCAGUCAAUACCAGCGUGCGCUGCUGAUCUCCCUGGACUCGGAGGGGGCCUGCUGAUCUCCAACUUGUGGUUGUGGUUCGGUUGUUAGCACCCGCCAGAACGGCCAGUGUGUUUACGUGCGUGUCCGAGGACUAUCGCAUCCCAUCACCCGCAAGUAACCAGUGCCUGUGUGUGCCUGUGUUUGUUUGUCUGUGUUCGUGUUGCGGCUGUGAUUUGAAGCUUGAAGCGAACUGCACACUACAUUCUAAACCUAAUCGAAUCAGUCGAGCAUCGUCUGACGCUGUUGGCGACGGAAAAUCAACCCAAAAAUACACUCCGCCGGCAAAGACUUCACGUAGUUAAGCCGGACUAUAUUCCGACAAGAAACAGCAGUCGUAGCAGCAGCAGCAGCAGAAGCAGCGAAGGGACACCCAACAGUCACCGUGCCAGCCCGACGGUAGCUUCACCUGCCAGCCAACACGGCGCCCAGUGAUAGAUAGUAGUUAGUGAAAAGCAACAGCGCUUUAGAGAAAAAUGAAUUUUCUCGGAGCUGCUGGAGGCGCUGUUGGAGGUGACGGAGGCGACGAUGAGAACGACAAAGAGAAGGAAGAGGAGGCAGAGCGCGAACGCCAGGAGGCGAUCCGUGAGGCCGAGGAGCGACGCAAGGAGAAGCACCGCAAGAUGGAGGAGGAGCGGGAGAAGAUGCGACAGGAAAUCCGAGACAAAUAUAACAUAAAGAAAAAGGAGGAAAUUGUCGAACAGGCACCCCAGGAGGAACCAAAUCCACUGAUGCGGAAGAAGAAAACGCCCGAAGAGCUUGCGGCCGAGGCGGAACAGGAGGAUCUAGACGACUUCACGAAUGGCGAACCGUCAACCGGUAAUCGAAAGUUGAAAAACUCCAUAGAGACGCAGGUGAACGAGAUCAAGACGCAAAUCGAAGGCAAAUGCUCCUUGCAGUGAUUGUGCAACGUGCCGCGCGUGCUCUACCAACCAAGUAUUCAGUAAUAUUUGAAGACGACGACAACCGUCACAACAACACAACACCUACACACCAUAAACACAACGCGUACAGCGUGUGAGAGCGAUAUAGCAAUACUUCCAUCCCGCCCAACACGACCACCAUUUCCAUUACCAUUGCAAUGGCGCUGCAGCGAUAGUCUCCGGUGCACCACGCUGGACUGAAGAGGUAGUGAUCACCGUAACGAACGCAAUCAUUAUGCAACAAAUGCGUUAGAAGACCGUAAGAGUGUGUCCAGCGAAGUCACACCAGUGUGUGUGUGUGUGUCCCUGCGGAACGGCGGAUAGACAGUCAACAUCAGCGUGCCGCUCUUGGUCGCCAGCUUGAUUCGCAAUGUAAAGGGAAACUGUAUGCCUACUUCAACUACCAUCACGCACUGAACACCUGAACCUGCGUAACCGACGGAAGGCCAACAGCCUUCCGCCUACACACACACACACAGACACAUCAACAAGGAACCACUCAACCACACUGACACGAACUUCAAAGUCGAGCGGACAACGGACGACGGACGGUAAUGGUUGGCUUUCGGGAUGGGCGCGUACAUUCCACCAAGAAGUCGUUGUGAGUAGUAUCCCAGUAUGCAAACGGGAAGAAGAGGAAAUGAUAAGUAAUAAAAAAAAAUAUUCCAAAAAAUUGUUAAAAAUAUUAGGAGCUCUUUGCGAAACAAGGACGAAAACAAGAGAGAAAAAAAACAACCCACUUAGCGAAGUAAAUGAAAAAAAAAAACAAACAAAAAACAAAUAAGUAAAUUAGUAGUGCAGUAUAAAGAAAACAAGUAUUGUAAUGAGUACGAAACAUUAACAACACAAAAAACCAGAAAAAAGACAAACAAAAAAUUAAACUUACAUCAGGCAACCAAUAAGCAAAAAUUGUGAUUAAUCUCCCCCUGAACAAGAACACAUACAUAAACACACACACACACAUACGAAUGCUAAAGAAAACGGCAACAGCAAAUAAACCCAGUAGCAAAUAGCUACACUCUGUUUCACCUUUUCCGAUACUUUGCAAAUAAACAAAAUCUCUUUUCAUCAUCCUCUUUCCCUGUUUCCUCAUACAUUCAACGAAAGACUUUCUCAAUCACACACUCACACACACACACACACACACACACACACACUGUAGUAUGAAACAUGUAAAGGUUUUUGUUUGUAGGGAAAAUUGCAUUACUGCAUCAUGAGGAUCGUAUUUAGCGAAAUUUGUUACGUUUAAUCACUGUUUUCCGCUUUCCGCACGUUCGGAACCGAAGCGUUGUUGUUAGCCGUGUUUUAUUUUUGUUGAUAAUUCUUGAUCAAAACAAGGGCCUCUCUCUCUCUCUCGCCUCAGCUCCUAUGCAUGUGGAGAGUUGUCUGCUUCAGAUGAAGAGGAAGAAAAUAAAAAAAAUCAGAAGCAGAUGUGAAAACUGCAUCGAUCGGUUUCAGUGCGUUACACGGUUUGGGGUUCCGGACUGAUCCGGAUCCGAAGCUGUGGGGCGCUUUUCCAUUGUUUCCGGUGUUAUCGAAUCUGAACACUUGCUGAUGUGCGUGUGUGUGUGUGUUCCUGCUAUCUUUUGAGUGCGCUCGCAUGUAUGCGUGUGUGUGUUGUGUUGUUCUAUUGUCAAAAGGCAUUUAAAAAUACCACACCAUACACAUGUGUCCCAAACUAACUUCAAUGUAACUGUUCGCCCCACUCGUUUUAUUCUAAAAACAAAGUCUCUCUAUCUCUCAAUCUCUCUCUCACACACACACACACACACUUUUACUAUCGGUCUGUCUUGCUGUCCUUUUAACCGUAAUCACGUGGUAAAUGUUUGUGAUAGAGUUCCAAAGUGAUAAUUAACAAAAAUUAAUGAAGCAAAAACAGAAAAGUGCAAAACGUUUGUUAACGAAAGGCAAAGCAAUGACAGUGUACACACCAUGGCAGCUUCCCUUCUCAUUUGGAUGCUUGCAAAAGUGUGUGUGUGUGUGUGCGAAAAACGCAUUGAAACAAUUCCUUCUACGCUGUUUAAUAGGAAGAGAGGGAAAACAGAAAGGAAACAAAACUUCUCCGCCCCUCCGUCUGGCGUCGGUAGAGGGAGAAUCGUUAAGCAGCAUCACCUACAGGAACAGUCGAUAGCUCCCUCAUUAUGUGUGCGUACGUGAUGGUUUGCUUGCUGUGCCCGCGGACAGCACACUUCGUGUAAGUAAAUGCAAUGCAAAACAAAACCAACCAAAAAAAAAUGCAUAUUUUUCGCGUUACCUUUUUUGAUCGUUAGCCCAGUUUAUUGAAAAGCGUUAAGAAUGUAAUGAAAAGCAAAUAAAUACAUAACUAAACAUAAUAAUGAGAUUGCAAACAAACAUGUUUUAACUUUAGCGACAUAAAAAAAAAACAAAGCAUCAGAAGCAGCGGCAGCAAGUACUUAAGCACUUUAUCAAUGAAGUAAUCAUACAAAAGAGCGAGAGAAAGGAGAAAAAACGAACCCACUAAAACACGCAAACACAGAUACACAGACAAACACACCAUCCCAAAACCAUCGUUGACAAAGCCAGACAAUUUACUCACAUUCGUGUGAACAGAAAAAGGAAAGUAAACACACACCUUCAAGAGCCACACGUUACAGCACAGACACACUCGUGUGCUCGGGGUGGAUAUAGCACGAACAAGGCGAGAAGGAGAAAACAAAAGCAUAAUAAACAUGUAAAACAUUUAGAAGCAGAAACGAACACAACGUCAUUGGCAGUAGUGAUUGCAAGUGUGAAGUAAAAUGUAUAUUUAGAUUGAAGCAAAUACCAUAGAUAAACGAAACAGAAAACACACAAACACACAAAACACGACAACAGCAGCAAACAGAAGGGAGUAAAGCAAAGCAAAACCGAACGAGAAACUUUAGCAUUAUUGUUAUAUAUACAAAUUAUUGCUUGAAAUUCGUUGAAAGUUAAAAUACGAAAUAAUUAGCAAAAAAAGAUAAAAUCAUCAACAAAAAUGUAAAACCAAAGUUUCAAAGCUAGAACAGCCCCGGCAGAAAAUGAAAACGAUAUGAACUCAUCGAAAAAGAGCACCAACUGCUCUGAUCUCUCAAACGCAUACACACAUACACGUUCACUAGAAGAAAACAAAAACCGAGUGGCGUCUGUGGAAAAAAGGUGCAAGCGGUUGGGAAGUUAAAAGUUAAAAAUGUCAGAAACAGCUGGAAUACACCAGGACGACGAUACAAUUCGUGAUGGAUCGUAUUGAUGGUGGACGUCGAAGGAUUUUGUUUGCUCAUACGUAUAACUGGCACGAAACAACACGAAACCCGUUGAGCUCACUAGCCACCCACCGCCAUGCAGGAGGAGUAGAAUAUUGAAACAGGAAAUCGGGUGAAAAUAUAGCGCUCAUCAUCAUGCUAAUGUUCGAAUAAACUUCCCGUUUUUUCGUUUUUUUUCUUUGUUAUGCUGAAUGGUCGAAAAAGAGAUUGGAUGCAGGGUUUUUUGUUUUUGGUAGGAUCUUAGUGUAUGUUGUGUAUGUUACAGGCACCUAUAAAGAAGGGCACCUGUUGGGCUCUUUUUUCAAUGUUCACUCAUGUGUCACUAUCUACUCGCCUAAUGUUCUGUUUCACCUUUGUGUACCGUGUUUUGCUAUUGCUGUCGUAUGUCACUGUGUUUAUCUGUGUUCCAUCAUCGUCGUGUCUGUCGUGUGUAUUGCUUCUCUUUUUAUACAUUUUUGCUUCCUUUCUUCUCUAUUCUUUCCCCCUUGAUGAUGAUCGAUCGUGGAUACCGAUCAAUACACACAAACACACACACACACACACACACAUAUCCAAAACAAACAAACAAACACAAAAAAAAAACAUCGAAUUGCAGCAUCUUCAAGUGCAC
Molecule: messenger RNA, 4850 nt
Organism: Anopheles arabiensis
Lineage: Eukaryota; Metazoa; Arthropoda; Insecta; Diptera; Culicidae
Gene: cpx
Product: complexin
Exons: 6
Coding region: 552-977 (141 amino acids)
Biological process (GO): synaptic vesicle exocytosis; regulation of neurotransmitter secretion; neurotransmitter transport
Cellular component (GO): terminal bouton; SNARE complex
Molecular function (GO): syntaxin binding
Source: RefSeq, a predicted model, not a curated record